Messenger RNA from Podospora bellae-mahoneyi, 2217 nucleotides. RefSeq names its product 1,3-beta-glucanosyltransferase. The record is from RefSeq and is a predicted model, not a curated record. Gene Ontology annotation, cellular component: plasma membrane. Lineage: Eukaryota; Fungi; Ascomycota; Sordariomycetes; Sordariales; Podosporaceae. Gene Ontology annotation, biological process: fungal-type cell wall organization; fungal-type cell wall (1->3)-beta-D-glucan biosynthetic process. The transcript is spliced from 2 exons. The coding region runs from base 847 to 2217 and encodes 456 amino acids. Gene Ontology annotation, molecular function: 1,3-beta-glucanosyltransferase activity.
GCCAACCCGGCCAAUCUCACCGCAACAUGCCGGCCGCUAAUCCACUCCUGUCAGCUGUUGGAGGGCAAUAAUUCGAUCCAAAUUUCGUGUUCUUGUCGUUUGUUCUUGGAGAAUAUGAAGAUAUCGGAGGUCCAAGAUAUCGAUGGGUUCUCGAUGGUGAUGCAAUGCCAACCGGAAUCAGGAGUUUCCAACCGCAACAGAAACUUGGAAUAGCGCCCAGCUCGGGGAAGCUAGGACCAGUGGACUGACCACUCAAUUGGAUCGACUUUGGGACCUGCAGCAAUCGCUGGUCCAAUCCGGCAUUGGCAGCCAAAUGGCAGAUCCGCGCGAUAUCCGGUUUCCAAUGAUGGCAGCGUGCUAGGGUGUAAGUGCCUAAAGAAGACACGGACAACUGGGCCAGACCGUCUGCUGCCAACCUCUGCCAACCUCUACCAACGACCAUUGGCGCUUGGCGGUCUAAUUAACGAGCGACAGACCACCCUUGGCCCACGCAAUGCAGCUCUUGGAUCGAGUCUUGGCCUGAGUCUUGGGGUGGCUAUGCACCCCCUUUAUCGAGGUUUCGGGAUUCCGGGGGUGUGCCUGUUUUAAUCUCCCUCUCUCCUGAAAAUCCGCUUCCAUCCCUCUCUUUUUGAUCCGAAAAAAACAUUCCAACAAACCUCUUCCUUCUCAGUCAAUCGCUCAUCGACUGCUUCUUCACCCCCAGGCCAUUCCGCUCGUUUUGGUGGCCUUUUUCAACCACGCUAUACAUUUAAUUUUUUAUCCAAAUAGACGCCCCUGAACCCGACUGUUUUCCAUACAAACCACGAUAGGAUCCUGAUAUCGAAUUCACCACCACAUCACGCCACAAUGAAGACCACGACUGUUUUGUCCGCGCUCGCGGCUGCCGCUGCUGUGAACGCUACCCCAACUGCCACUCUCCCCCUCAAGGCCCGCCAGACGGAGCUUGAGCCCAUCACUGCCACCGGCAACGCCUUCUACAAGGGCAAGGAGAGAUUCUUCGUCCGCGGUAUCGACUACCAGCCAGGUGGUGCUGCCGCCAAUGUCGACCCUCUGGCCGAUCCCAAGGUCUGCAAGCCCGACAUCGAGAAGUUCAAGAAGCUCGGCAUCAACACCAUCCGUGUGUACUCGACCGACAACUCCAAGGACCACGAUGAGUGCAUGGAGGAGCUCGCCAAGGCCGGCAUCUACGUCGUCCUUGAUGCCAACAACCCCCUGUACUCUAUCAACCGUGACGACCCUCACACCUCGUACAACGCCAUCUACCUCCAGAGCGUCUUCGCCACCAUUGAUGCCUUUGCCAAGUACACCAACACCAUGGCUUUCUUCUCUGGCAACGAGGUCAUCCACGACCACGCCAACACCACCCUCACUGCCCGCUACGUCAAGGCCACCGACCGUGACAUGCGCCGCUACAUCAAGGCUCGCAAGUACCGCAAGAUCCUGGUCGGAUACUCUGCCGCCGAUGUAACCGAGAACCGUCUCCAGACUGCUGACUACUUCAACUGCGGUACCGAUGAGGAGCGCAGCGACUUCUUCGCCUUCAACGAUUACUCUUGGUGCACUAGCAACUUCGUCGAGUCCGGCUGGGAUCAGAAGGUCAAGAACUUCACCGGCUAUGGUCUUCCCAUCUUCCUGUCCGAGUACGGCUGCAACCACAACGUCCGUGACUUUGGAGAGCUCGAGUCCCUCAUGCACCCCAACAUGACCAGCGUCUACUCCGGUGGUCUCAUGUACGAGUACUCCCAGGAGCCCAACGAGUAUGGUAUCGUCAAGAUUGAGGGUGGCGACGAGGGCAACGGUUUCGACCAGACUGGCAAGCGCACUGAGUUGCAGCCCGAGUUCAACAACCUGGUCAAGGCCAUGAAGGCUUUCCCCGCCCCCAAGGGUCUUGCCGGCGCCAGCACCGAGAACAAGGCUUCCAAGUGCCCUGAGAACAACGACCACUGGAUCGUCAGCACCGUCCUUCCCGAGAUUCCCGAGGAGGCCCUUCAGUACUUCGAGAACGGUGCUGGCAAGGGCCCCGGCCUUAACGGCAAGGGCUCCCAGUGGGCUGGCCACGUCGCUUCCAAGAGCCCCGAGUUCCCCGAUGGAGAUGCCCAGGGCAGCACUGGCGGCUCUGGCUCCGAUGACAACGAGAACGCUGCUCCCCGCGGCGCUGCCUCGAUCCUCUUUGUCUCCGGCCUCGUUGCUCUCGUCGCCGGUGUCAUUUCCCUGUAA